AUGCUUGAGAUAAUUACAGAUAAUAGGAAGGAGAUGUUAACUCUGAAGCAGAAGUUAGAGGCUGACGAAAAAAAUUCAUCUGAAUCUACAUCAAAAACGACUGUGAAUAGUGAAAUCACAGUCAUUUCAAGCAAAGAUGAUGAAAAAUCCAAUCAAAGACAAGACGAUUUGGAAAUCUUCAAUGAUGAAAAUUCAAUCAGGAAUCCCGGGACAGCCAUUGUAUUUGAAGCUCCGUCCCCUAAUGUCAAAUGCCGUAGGAUGCGUUCGUCUGAAGAAGAGAAACGAAUAGCUUCAGAAGGCUUCAAAGAAUACAUUAUGAAUAAUACAUUGCCAUCAUUCCAAAAACAUGCGCGAGGUCAUGAAUACAAAUCCAGGUGUAUUUCAAAGGAGUGUAGCCACUAUUAA
Coccinella septempunctata (seven-spotted ladybird) is the source of this 405-nucleotide messenger RNA. RefSeq lists its product as uncharacterized. The record is from RefSeq and is a predicted model, not a curated record. The transcript is spliced from 4 exons. Lineage: Eukaryota; Metazoa; Arthropoda; Insecta; Coleoptera; Coccinellidae. Bases 1 to 405 code for a protein of 134 amino acids.